Molecule: messenger RNA, 388 nt
Organism: Pyricularia oryzae 70-15
Lineage: Eukaryota; Fungi; Ascomycota; Sordariomycetes; Magnaporthales; Pyriculariaceae
Exons: 1
Coding region: 176-376 (66 amino acids)
Source: RefSeq, a predicted model, not a curated record
CUACCUCACCGAGCUCAACAGGCUUCCAUUCCCACCUGUAUGGAAGAGUUGAAUAAAUACCGAGGUAGUGAGCGCACCAGGAACCUCUGACGUUUCCCAGCGGCGACAACUGCUUCGAGACUUACUGCCAAAGCUGGCAGCCCUGGAGCUAGAUGACCUCCACCGCCGGGUCGAAAUGACAAUCCAGGCUGUUUCCCCUCCACACCUCUAUCACCAACCCCUGGUCAUUUGGCCGCACAUAGCAAAAACUUGGAGGCAGUGGUUGCAGCGACCCAGGCUCAAUUUGUGCCAGUCGUUGGCGGAAUCCGUCCGGCUGCGUUGCGCAAUGGAGGGCAAGGAGAAGCGCCUGGUGUUGCCGGAUCGAUUGACCGGCUAAGCUGGGUGCUUG